GGCGCGCUCCCCUGAGUGCUCCGUAGAUCUGUCACUUACAGGAUACUACUCAGAUAGCGGGUCAUUGACUGCACCCGGACUCCGUCGAACAACAACCGGACUCGCUCGUGUUUGUCCGUUAUCGUCUUACCGUUGUAAAUAAUACUAACCGCCGUUGUAACGGGGUUCCCUAUGCCAUGAUGCACGGGUUAGCCAGCUAACGUUAGCCGUGGAGCUAACGUCCAUCGUCUACUGUGAACCAGGAGUAGCGGAGUCUAGUGUGUCGUCUUUCAGCCGUGAGUGGGGGGGGGGGGGAGUAACCCGGAGUAAACAUGGAGAAAAGUAACCGGUUUGUAGAACUGUAUCACUAUCUCCAAGACCCGCACCUUGUAGCUCGCUUUCAGCACUUUUGUGGAGUAAGCGGAACGUUUUCGAGAACCGGUGGUACCACCACCACUAAGACCGGCAGCAGCAAGGAAGCAGACCGGACUCACUCGCACUACAACGGGGCUUGUCAUCAUGGCAUCACCGGGGGAAAUGAGAGUGAAAACAUGGCCGUUAUCGGAUCUGGUGAAGGGGAGAAUAUACAAACGGCAGUGGGUGUUCGGAAGAGGGUUGUUAAUUCAAAAGUUGUGACAAAAAGAGGGGAGGAAAGUGAAAACACGCCCCAGAACGGAGUGCUUGUUUCCGCGGAGACCGCCGCAGGAGAAGCGUUUGGUGGUGUGGGAAGUAACGGUCGUAGCCUCGUGGGUCAGGCGGAUGACUUCAAAGGGGGCACCGAGUCAGAAGAGAGGGGCCACGAAGAAGCUCCGGGGAGCAGCACAGUGAAACCCCGCCGCAAAAACUCUCUAACGGGCGAUGUUGGGCAGGAGUUCCUCAUCCAGAACCGGUUCCUGUACUACAUGUUCACCUUCGGAACCGAGCUGGGCAACGAGCUGUUCUACAUCACCUUCUUCCCGUUCGUCACGUGGAACGUGGACGCCUUCGUGGGCAGGAGGCUGAUCAUGGUCUGGGUCUGGGUCAUGUACCUGGGCCAGUGCACCAAGGAUAUCAUCGGGUGGUCCCGGCCCGCCUCGCCGCCGGUGGUCAAAGUGGAGAUGUUCUACAACUCCGAGUACAGCAUGCCGUCCACACACGCCAUGUCCGGCACGGCCAUCCCCUUCACCCUGUUCUUCAUGACCUAUGGCCGCUGGGAGUACCCGUUCUCACUGGGCCUCAGCUUGGCUCUCUGCUGGUGUCUGCUGGUCUGUGUCAGCCGGAUCUACAUGGGGAUGCACUCAGUCCUGGACGUCAUAGUUGGCGUCCUCUACAGCGUCCUCUUCCUGGUCCUCUUCCUGCCGGCGUUGGACCUGAUCGACGGCUUCAACCUGACGUGCCGCUUCGCCCCGCUCAUCAUCGUGUCCCUCCACCUUGGCCUGGGCCUCUUCUCCUUCACCUUGGACACCUGGAGCACCUCGCGGGGCGACACCGCCCAGAUCCUCGGCACGGGCGCCGGCGUGGCCUUGGCCUCCCACGUCAACUGCCGCCUGGGCCUGAUACCCGACCCGACGCCGGACCAGCUGCCCUUCGCCACGCCCGCAUUUGGCGCCGGCCUGGUGGGCGCGGCCCUGCUGCGGCUGGUCCUGGGCGUGCUGGUGCUGAUGGCCACGCGGGCGCUGAUGAAGGCCGUCACCAUGCCGCUGGUGUGCCGGGUGUUCGGCGUACCCAGCGGCGACGUGAGGAAGGCCCGGCAGCACAUGGAGGUGGAGCUGCCCUACCGAUACAUCGUCUACGGGGUGGUGGGCUUCAACGUGCUCUUUCUGGUCCCACUGCUCUUAAGCUACACUUAGCUCUCCUGAUUGGUUGUUCGGUCAGUGCACCUAUAGUGCUGUUUUCAGAUCAGGUUUCACAUCCAGAACCUGGGUUGGGACCCGAGGUGAAUUAGAGCCUCAAAGCUGAUCUGGAUGCUGACAUGUUGUCGGUGUUUUUAGUUGAACCAGGAGCAGCCGGGGAAUCCGGUGACUUAUAGGUUUUUACCUGUAGUGAAUAUCUCUUUGAUCUUUUGAUUUAUUUCAAAUCAGACGGCUCCUGAACCCAGGACACGCUGGAUCAGAGCCAAACAUCCACUCCUCAUCCUCCAUCUCCUCCUCCUCCUCCUCCUCCUCCUCCAGCUUCAUUCAGAUCAAACACUGGCCUCUGAGAGACUAUAAAACAACACCACUGAUCGCUACAGAUCAAUAACCUUAAUAUUUACAUUUCUAUGAGUGCUUUCAAAGAACAAAGAACCACACAAAGUUUUUAGAUGUCUGAAAAUGUUUAGUAACUCAAUUAAAAGUAUUAGGGCUGCAACUAACGGUGAUUGUCAUCAUUAAUUAAUCUAUGAAAUGUCAGAAAAUUAUUUAAAAAAAUGUCCAAAGACAUACAGAUAUGAAACAUUUUGAGAGUUUUUCUGAGUGAAAAAUGAUGAUUACUUGAUCAAAAAUAGUUGCAGAUACAUUUUUGAAAUUCCGUGUUUGAACUCUGUGUGAUUCUGUGUCAGGAAGCUUCUUAAUAAUUCUUAUUUAAUCUUCCUCUCGUCUGCAAUAUGAUUUUAUACUUCCUCAUUCCAGUGUCAGAGCUUUUCCUGAUGGUCACCUGGACACACUUGUGGUUAAAAAGGUUUUUGGACUGAAUCCGAUGACUUUUGGAGGUGUUUGAACUCUUGUGUAUUUUCUCCUGAAGGGCUCUCCCCACUUUGUGUCCUGUUGUUUCCGUCUGUAUUCAGACGAAUGGUCUGAUUGAUUGUUUUUCCUGAGACUGAAGCGAUGACCGGGCACAUACUGUAUGAUCCACAAUUAAAGGAAGACGUACACAGACUUUUUUAGAAGUUUUUUUAAAUGGGAUGACAGGAAUCUAUCCACUAGGCUCAGCUUUUGUCUCUUUUUAUAACUCUGUAAACUGACUUCCUGUUCGAGAUGCUCUUUGUGGCAUCCACUUCCUGUUAGAGAUGCUCUUCAUAGCAUCCACUUCCUGUUUGAGAUGCUCUUUGUGGCAUCCACUUCAUAACAGCUCAGGCAGAUAAAAUAUAAUAUUUCACACAAUAUAGUUUUGUAGCUUCCUCAUCGGAGAGAGAACCAGACGGAGAAGCAGAACCUGAAUGAAGUGGAAAUAUUUAGAAAAAAAGUUUGUAAUGUUUUGAGGAAAAGGUCAUUAAUUUGAGAAUAAACAUCAAGUUAAAGAAUUAAAACAACGUAAUAUGGUGUGUUUUUAUGUGUCAUGUCUUGACUUGCUUAGUCGUAAUACUUUUUUCUCAAAAUAAUGACAUACAAUCUUUUUUCUCAUAUAUUUAUCAUUUUAUUCUGGAAAUAUUACAACUUUAUUCUUCACAUUGCGUUAACAUUAUAAUAUAAUAUAUUAUAACAUAUGUGGGCGUUCCUGUUCUAGAGCUGAUGUUUCCUUCGUUCCUCCUCGUGUUUCUCACCUGCAGCAGCUGUGUCUGAAGUGCCUUGCUCAAGGGCUGCUUUGUUUUUUUUUAGAGAUCAGCUGUUCUCUGCUGGUGACCUUUCACCUCUGAACAGAGAAAACGAGCUCCUCUUGAGUCUUAAUUUAGCAGUAUGUUGACUUGUAUGUUGUUGUUGUUGUUUGUACGGUACUGUCCUAAGAUAAAUGCACUGCUCCCAGAAUGCACUGUGUUCCCCCAGAGGGUGAAGUUGGUCCUAAACACUGAUCUGAGGUCAGAGGUCGUUAACUUCCUGAAGAACCGUUAAAGAUCGUGAGGAACCGAUUCGAAAGUUAAAGCAGCGAUCAGGAGACAAGAUAAAUGUUUGUUUAUAUUUGGUUCAUUCUGUUUAAUUUGUCAAAUAUUAUUAUGUCGGUAAAGUCUGGUUAUUUAGUUUGUAAAAUACUAAAGUAUUCCAGUAGCUUUUGGUAAAAAGAGGAAGCUGUUCAAGGCACACAUUUUGUUUUUCAUAUUUAAAUUACUAUUAUUUUUGGUUAAUCUGUUGAUUAUUUAAACUAUAAAAUUGAUUCGAGUUAUUUUCUGCUUGAUCGGCCGAUGACUCAUCAGCAGAACUUCAUUCAUUGUUCGUAGAACUGAAGGUCACGUUAGCUUGUUUUUGUCCGACAUUUCAAAACCUCAAAAUAUUUCAUGUACAAUGAUAGAAAAGAGAAAAGCAGGAAACCCUCACAUUUCAGACGCUUGAACCAGUAAAUAUUUUAUAAUUUUUCCUUCAUAAAUAAUCAAUAUCACAAUAUUCUUUGGUGGAAAGUAACUAAGUAUUUAUGUGACGGUUGUUUUUACUGUAUUUAAGUAAAAAUGUAUUAUUUUUUAAAUUGGAUCUAAUGAAAUUAUUUCCUGAACUCAUAUUUAGCGAUGGACCAGCUUCACCUGAGCGUUUGUUGAGCUGUGAUUGGUCGGUUUGAAGGAGGCGUGUCUUCGCUACCCGUCUCAUUUCACUUCCUGUUGCCUCUUCCUCGUGGUUUCCUCUCUGAACAAAGUGAAACAGGAAGUUUGUUUUUGUUUUUGAUUCAUCAACAAACACACAAACUGAUUCCUGUGUCGGAGUUCCGUCACAUCCGUUUGUUAUUUCUUUAUUUGACGUUUGUUUCAUCGAGUCAAAGCUGCUUCAGAGAGCGAAGAUCGGAGUAACAAUUAAUCUUAUUAUAAUAAUCCAAAUUAACCAAAUCUGACACAUAAACAGAAAACUUAAAAGGCAACAAUGUGAUGAUAAUAAUAAUAAUUUACCAAAAUUACAUCCAGAGGUUUUGUUUUGCAAACUCUGAAACGUGUUUCGCUGGAAUACCACAUUCUUUUUACAUUGUUUUUGUAGAAUCCCAGAAUAUUUGAUAAUUCCGAAAAUUUGUUAUUUACCAAAUUUGGUAAAAUCCGCUUUUUAUUGUGUGUGAUUUGGCUUGAUCUUGAAUUUUAUUUGUUGAAGUAACAAAUUUAUUUAUUUGCUAUAAUGCCGAAAAUGAUUGCAAACCAAGGAGUAAAAUUAUUUUAUUUUAAUUAUUAUUUGGUAUAAUCACAAAAGCACCUUGAAACUUUGUUAUAUAUUGUUUCCCAUUUUUUUGGUUACACCCGGACGUCUUCUCUACCCACGAACAAAACCAGGAAGUUUAUUAGUAAAUACAUAAAUUAUUAUUAUUAUUUAAAAAAACUCCAAAAAACAUAAACAUGUUUGUUUCUUCAUUUCUUUAAAACGUGGAUCUCAGAGACCAAAUAUAAAAAGUGGUUGAACUGUAGCUGCUCCUCUCUCCCCUUUAGUGCCUUUAUUAUUAUUAUUAUUAUUGUUAUUGUUAUUGUUAUUAUUG
Molecule: messenger RNA, 5250 nt
Organism: Anarrhichthys ocellatus (wolf-eel)
Lineage: Eukaryota; Metazoa; Chordata; Actinopteri; Perciformes; Anarhichadidae
Gene: sgpp1b
Product: sphingosine-1-phosphate phosphatase 1b
Exons: 4
Coding region: 312-1808 (498 amino acids)
Biological process (GO): sphingosine metabolic process
Cellular component (GO): endoplasmic reticulum membrane
Molecular function (GO): sphingosine-1-phosphate phosphatase activity
Source: RefSeq, a predicted model, not a curated record